CUAAGGAUCGAUAUUCUGGGUGUCAAUUUUCGUUUUCCUAAAUUGUGUGUUAUUAUCACAAAUGACUACAAACGAACAGUCUACUGCCACACGAGCGAGACUGUUUGUUGGGUUACGGCUAUACACUUUGAAAGACUGGUAAUGAACGCAGUCAUCUGUAUGUACGGACACUGCUGGGCAAUAACGAGUGGGUAGAGGAUCGGAUCAAUAACGUUCGUCACUAUCAACAUGGGUAAUCAAAAGUCGUGCUGAAACCUCUUCGUUUAUCUCUCUUUCGAGCGUUGUCUUCCGGGUGACUCUACCAGCUUAUCGUGUUGGAGGUACAUUGGUGCAGUGUGUCCUGUUGAACUGUCAUAAAUGCAUUUCUUUUUAAUUUAUUCUUCAGAUGAAUGAGCAUAUUGACAACUCGACGAGAGUAUUCGUGUGUUUAGAGUCAACUUUCUUGAAUACCUAAAACGAACAGAACGUCUUCCUGGAACGAGAUCAUCUAUGUUUACUGUCGCACCAGGAACACAUUUUCAAUUCCUGCUUAAAGAGAGAGAUAUAUAUACACACAUGGGUAGUCGCGCAGUUGGCCUUUAUUCCGAUAGUCGUCGAUUCGCUGAGUGUGUGAUUGUUGUAUUUGAGAGUCGCAUGGAGUGUAGAAUAUAAACAAAUCCCAAUAUAUCUAGUGGAUAUAACAGUUUUAACAACUAGUGAACGUAACUGGUUUGAAGAUUUCUUAAAUUGUACUGGAUAAAUAAACCUAAAAGACAAAAUCACAAUGGCUGAAAACACAGUGUUGACAUUCUUGGAAGCUGUCAAGAUAGGCCAGAACAGAAAGGAACUGAAGAAGAGUCUGCAAGAUUCAUCGAAAGCCAAUCUGAUGGGCUGGAAAGAUGAGCACUCAAUGGACGUGUUACACCAUGCAAUACUUCUCAACAGCCCUGAAGCUGUUCAGCUUCUCCUGUCAGAAGGUUAUUUUCAGGCUCCGUACCAACCCUCUGUGAACUUGUAUGCACACCUAACUUGUCAUCUGGGCUACAGGACAAUUCUAAACUUGCUUUUAGAAUACAGAGCAGACGACUUUCGGGUAUUAGGUACUGUUGUCCUUCCUGGGCAGUAUUGGUUGGCAUCAAAGGAUCAGGUCGGCGACAUUGUGGUGAAUAGCAGUGUAGCAAAAUGUCCACUGGAUAUAGCAGCGGACGAAGGACAUAUUAAAUGCGUUAAAACAAUUUUAAACAUGUUCGUGUUAAAAGCUAAUCCUGAUGCUCCAUCUAAAGGGGACGUAACCCUUGCUUGUUUGGCCGAUUCGCCGAACGCUCUGACGUUGGUCCUGAAGGAGAAACAACGAUCAGACGAUAUCAAGCACGCAAUGGAGUUCUGCCUCAGACAACCUCGACCACAGUGUCUUGAUAUUCUCCUAAAGCUCGAUGUGGAUACGUCAUCGUUGUUCAAGCACAUGAACUUCUAUCACGUCCUCUACACGUACAGCUCCAAGUUCGACGAGCACAGCUACUCUUUGUUACCCCAGAUGACAACAGUAUUAAUUGACAACGGCUACUCCGUAAACGCCAAGUCACCACCGAGAACCUAUCCCAUCUACAGUCUCCUGAGUCAUGCGUUCUGUAUCUGUAACUAUGAAAACACGAAAUAUUACAUAGAAUGUCUUCAGAUGCUUCUAAAAAAUGGCGCCGAUCCGUGCUUCGACGAAGUGGCAUUUGAGAGGUCGCAGCUAAAGCAUGGCAAAAAGGCCGCAGUUGGGCGACACUCGUUUUCCUCUGGACUCCAUUGUCUUUUAGAAACUGUUGAGGACUAUGCGAUCUAUCUUGAUUCCCGUGCGUUGGCGGUGAAGUUCGUCUUGGAAUGUGCAGACACCUUGGUACGUUUCAACGCCUCUGUGAGACAGGUCGGUCGCAUAGGAGGAAACACUAGUUCACUGUUGGGCAACGUCUUGCAUCAGUAUGCGAAAUCUAGUGCGACUAUCGGGGUAGACUUGGAGAUCAUACGAUGCAUUCUGCGUCACGGCGCUAACCCAGACGAUAAAGUCGGAGGCAAAUAUGCAAUAAACGUGUUUAUUGACAAACUCUAUGAGAAGUUGAAAGCGGAUGAACCAGCGGACGCGGAGGAUAAGUACAAGCAGGACGCCAAACACAUGCUGACGGUCUGUGAAUAUAUGAGAAACUCCGCCAUUAGAGAAGCGACGCGCAUCAACAGACUGGAACAUUCUAGGGAAAUAUCUCGAUUUGUCAAACCUUAUGUUGAGUUCUUCAAAGAAGAGCUCAAUAAGAAGUCAAGUAACGUAAAGUCCCUUCGGCGUCUGUCUUCGUGGAUUGUCUGGAAGCGGUGCGGUAUGAAAGCGAACAACGUGUAUUUGUUGAAGGUCACGGCCAGGGUCAAAACCGACAUCAUUCCGCUGUGUGAUGGGACCGCCACCCCGUUUGUCUUAGGUGUGUGACCACUUGUUCAUUAUACGUGUAUUCUUCAAAACUGACACCAUUCCGGUGUGUGAUGGGACCGCCACUCCCGUUUGUCUUAGGAGAGUGACCACUUCUUCAAUGUACGUGUAUUCUUCAAAACUGACACCAUUCCGGUGUGUGAUGGGACCGCCACCCCGUUUGUCUUAGGAGUGUAACCACUUCUUCAAUGUACGUGUAUUCUUCAAAACUGACACCAUUCCGGUGUGUGAUGGGACCGCCACUCCCGUUUGUCUUAGGAGAGUGACCACUUUUUCAAUGUACGUGUAUUCUUCAAAACUGACACCAUUCCGCUGUGUGAUGGGACCGCCACUCCCGUUUGUCUUAGGAGGGUGACCACUUCUUCAAUGUACGUGUAUUCUUCAAAACCGACACCAUUCCGGUGUGUGAUGGGACCGCCACCCCGUUUGUCUUAGGAGUGUGACCACUUCUUCAAUGUACGUGUAUUCUUCAAAACUGACACCAUUCCGGUGUGUGAUGGGACCGUCACCCCGUUUGUCUUAGGAGUGUGACCACUUCUUCAAUGUACGUGUAUUCUUCAAAACUGACAUCAUUCCGGUGUGUGAUGGGACCGCCGCCCCGUUUGUCUUAGGAGUGUGACCACUUCUUCAGUGUACGUGUAUUCUUCAAAACUGACACCAUUCCGGUGUGUGAUGGGACCGCCACUCCCGUUUGUCUUAGGAGAGUGACCACUUUUUCAAUGUACGUGUAUUCUUCAAAACUGACACCAUUCCGCUGUGUGAUGGGACCGCCACUCCCGUUUGUCUUAGGAGAGUGACCACUUCUUCAAUGUACGUGUAUUCUUCAAUGUGUCUUGUUUGCUAGCUUCAAAACCGCGCCGACGUCUGGACGACAUUGUCUUUUACAAAUAGCUCAAAUCUAACCAGCUGUUUGCAGUCUCCAGUUUUAGCAAAAUGAAGUUUUGGAAUGUGCGAACAGUUGUGUUUCUUGGUUUAAACAGUACAACAGCACAACUCAAAGAAAUAUACAAUUAUGUAUUAUUUUUUCAGAAAGAUUUAAUUGAAGAUUGGCAUCAAGAGUGAAGUUUUAUGUAAAAGUGUGUGCUUGUAUUUACAUUACAGAGUUUAAAUGGCAUACGAAAUAUACUGUCCAAUGUAUUGUCCGUUUACAGCCGUUUACAGCUUUGACACUGAAGUCCGUUUGAUCAUCAAUGACGACCCGUUUCACACAAACAGCUACUGAUGGCACGACAAUGCUGUUAAGUGUACUGUUGUUACAAAUGAAAUACUGGUAUAUAGUUCGGAAACAUUCCAAAACCAACUGUCUGAAUGAUUAACUGUUUGGUCAGCUAGAUGGACUCUUCUUUGUCCUUACUUCACAUGCCAUCAGUUUCUAAUUGUGUGUGUACUUGGCAGAUUGGCGUCCCUGUAUUGGACUGUAACAGUCAUCUACAGAAAGCAUGUGGUGUGCCUCAGUGGAGACUUUUUACCAGUCAGACAUGUUAGUGCGUGCAGUUGUCGUUAUUUAUUAACCCAAAGAAGAAGCAUAUUUUCAUAAUAGAGCACACGUCCGAGAUGCGAUGGUCCGUGGGAUCUAUCUCCAUUAGUGGACCCGGUCACGUGCUUAUACAACCUUUAGAGUCUAGAUUCAAAUAUGUCAUAAUGCCAUGGUAACGCCAUAUACAUUGCAUGUGCGUGAUGUUAUUAAAGAUUUAAAACUAAUGUGUUAUAAGUACAGGCCCCGUGGCUCAGUUUCUUGCCCACGACUGAUAUAUCGAAGGCCGCAAGCGCUACCUUGUUGUUUUUUGCUAUCCCGCAUGAGUAAGCUACGUGGUGGAUUUUGGUUGUUGUCUCACUCUUUAGAGCAAAACAAGUUCAAGUUUUUUUGCAUAACGACUCCACUAGAGCAUAUUGAUUGAUUAUCAUCAGCCACUGGAUGUCAAACUUUUCGUUUAACGACACCACUAGAUUAAUUAAUUAAUAAUCGGCUAUUGGAUUUCAA
This is a messenger RNA of Gigantopelta aegis, 4418 nucleotides long. RefSeq lists its product as uncharacterized. Lineage: Eukaryota; Metazoa; Mollusca; Gastropoda; Neomphalida; Peltospiridae. Gene Ontology annotation, molecular function: protein binding. The transcript has a single exon. The coding region runs from base 764 to 2437 and encodes 557 amino acids. The record is from RefSeq and is a predicted model, not a curated record.